Messenger RNA from Canariomyces notabilis, 2457 nucleotides. RefSeq lists its product as uncharacterized. Bases 1 to 2457 code for a protein of 818 amino acids. Lineage: Eukaryota; Fungi; Ascomycota; Sordariomycetes; Sordariales; Chaetomiaceae. The record is from RefSeq and is a predicted model, not a curated record. Gene Ontology annotation, molecular function: GTPase binding. The transcript has 4 exons.
AUGGACCUCGGGGAUUCUGAUGGCGGCUUCGGCGCCAGGCCCCGAGAUUCGCUCCAGAAGAAGCGGGAUCUGCCCGCUGACCUGCCUCGAUCCCUCGACGAUAGGAGACAUGUGCCGACCGAUCUGGUGCCCGAGACCGAGCUGUACGAUGGAUGGCAGGGACAAUCUCAGUUCUUAACCUCGCCCAUGCUGGCGAAGCCUCUAUCGUUCAGCGAUCUGGCUCUCAAUGACCCCAAUUACGACGAAGACCUUACCAAGGGCGGCCCAGACAGCGAAACCCGGCUGAUGGAGAUGCUCGCCGCUCAGGCUUCCCACGCCGCCAGUGCCGCCUUCGAUGACGAAGAUGCCGUCGCCGCUGACGGAUCAAGGUCCGACGACGAAAAGCGGGAUGUGCUGCAAAAGACCUUUAUAAUGGCUGCCAGCAACGGGAACCUCGAAUCCGUCAACAAGAUUCUGAACGGCAAGGCGAGGCAGUACGUUGACAUCAAUGCGCCCGACGACGAGGGCACGCCCGCCCUCAUAUAUGCAAGCUGCUUUGGCCACGAGUCAGUGGUGCAGGCUCUCAUCAACGCCGGCGUUGACGUCAACAAGCAAGACCGCAACCACUGGAGCGCGCUUAUGUGGGCAAUGACAAACCGGCACAAAGGGAUCGCUAAGUUGCUGUUGGACAACAAUGCUUCCCCGGAAACGAAGACAUCGUCGGGGAGGACGGCCUUCGAUUUUGUCCCUCCGGAUAGCGAGAUGUCCUUCUAUCUUAGCGGGUACGGCAUCGGAACCGCCGGCACCGCUGACGACUUCUACAACCCGGGAUUCACUCAGGAUAAGUUUGAGGAGGAGCUCGCCGAGAAUGAAAUGCGGCGGCGCAUGAUGAUGGAAAGUGCCCGUGACCUGGAAGUAGAUCUCGGUAACGUGGGCAUAGAUGACCAGCCUGAGUCUCAGGAUGAGUUUGAAGAAGAGCAGCAAGAGUUUGAUUGGACCAGGUGUCUACAUGACCAGAUGUUCGUUUUCCAGGAAAACGAGCUGGAGCGCAUUCUAGAUAUCGUCAUAACGAACAUGACGCCCCAGCGGUCGCCUUCUCAAAAACCGGUUCCCGCAAACAUGAUUUUCCUAGGAGCCAGAUACGCGCAUUACCAUGCCAGCCGCGAAUUGCUGGCCAACCUUCUCGUUACUGCCAUGGAAAAGAUCAAUGAUGUGGUGGGAAGACACCAGUGGGACAUGACCAUCCUGGCUUUCUGGAUGUCCAACGCUACACUCUUACUGCACUAUCUCAAGAAGGACGCCGAGCUCGUCGAGGCUACAACCGAGUUCCAAGCACAGCUUGCCGAACUGAUCAACGAGAUCUUCAUACUGAUAGUUCGGGACGCUGAGAGGCGCUUGGACAAAGUACUCGAUGUGGCCAUGCUUGACCACGAAACGAUCCCAGGGUUUGAGGACAUAACGUUCCAGAAUGAAUGGAAGCUCUUCAAGCGGAGGAAGGAGGUUAAAGAAGAACCUCUGGAAAAGCGGUUACGGCCGCCGUCGCCCAAGCAAAGAGCGAAGCCGUCGCCACGAAAUGUGACGUCGCUCCUCUCGUCGACCCUCUUCGUCCUAGACCUCUACGACGUACACUCUGUCAUCACGGCCCAGAUUAUCUCACAGCUGAUAUACUGGCUUGGCGCCGAGCUCUUCAACCGCAUCAUGUCAAAUCGCAAGUAUCUCGCCCGCACAAAGGCCAUGCAAAUUCGCAUGAAUAUAUCUACGCUCGAAGACUGGGCGCGCCAAAACAACCGACAGCCGGAGCACUACGAAAAGGGCGAGAUGAAGUCGAGCGGCGAGAACACGGUGGACGCGGCCCGCCGACACCUGGCCCCCGUCAUUCAGUUGCUCCAAUGGCUGCAAUGCUUCUCGUCGCUCGGUGCCGACGACCUCGAGGCCCUCGUCGGCACCCUCCAGCAGCUCCGCGCUCUCAGCCCCCAGCAGCUCAUCCACGCCGCCACGCACUACCGACCCGAGGUGGGCGAGAAGGGCCUGCCCAAGAGUGCCAUGAAGUACCUCGCCGCGAUCCAGAAGGAGGUCGCCCUGCGACGCGAGAAGAAUCGGGCCGCCGCUGCUGCUGCCGCCACCGCGGCCGCCUCCCCGCCUUCUACACCCGGCGGCAAGCAUGUCGGGUCCAAUGGACACGGGGCAGCUGGCGGGACGCCGGCCACGCCCAGGCCGGAUGAUGACGACGGCGACGAAGAUGAUCCCCCCGCCAACCUCCUCCUGGACCCGGCACUGAUGCUGCCCUUCACCCUGCCGAGCGCCACGGACAUGCUGGUCAGCUAUGGAGCCGGGUUUGGCGGGGUAAACCGCGAGCGGGAAAGGAAGUAUAUCCCGACCAUACCGCCCGAGUUCCUAGAGAAGAUUGAGGCCGGGGCCGGCGCCAGAAAGGGCCCGCCGCUGUAUGGAGAGAAGGACUGGGAGAAUGAGGAUGUCUGA